GUUUUGCAUUUGCAGUGCAAAUGAUUUUAAUAAAAAUGGGCGCAAAUUUAGUAAUUAAACAUCUCAAACGUCUCCGAAAGCAUUUUUUAUGGCAUUUUAUGAAAUUUGACUUAAAUAGUUCAUUCUUCUGGUAUGAUCGUACUUAUUCAACUAUAAAGAAAACUUAUGAAACAAGACAAAACUUAUUACAGGAAAAGCUGUUAUCUAAUUAUGUUGCUGCUGCUCAUAAUUGCCAUUCUAAAUACAUUCGCUUUGGUGGAGUAUGGUUAUUCCUGCUCAUCAAAGACAGAAGCAGAACGUAUAAAUUUCGGCGUGAAACUGCAGCAUGCCCUCCUGGAAUUCACAGACUCUUUUUUGCCACAUAUGAAAGAGGAAGAGGAGAAAACAGGAGACGCUAGUAGAAUUGGUGCAAAUACAUUCCGUCAUCAUUUUCCUGUAAUUAACCAGAAGCUCCAUGAAUUUGAUCUGGCAAAGUAGUAUAAAACUG
Messenger RNA from Argiope bruennichi, 487 nucleotides. RefSeq lists its product as uncharacterized. The transcript has 4 exons. The coding region runs from base 21 to 398 and encodes 125 amino acids. The record is from RefSeq and is a predicted model, not a curated record. Lineage: Eukaryota; Metazoa; Arthropoda; Arachnida; Araneae; Araneidae.